AUGAAAUCACUGAUUAUAAUUCUUUGUUUUUUAGUAAUAAAAACAAUCAUACAAAUAUGUGGAUUGACAUGUUCUGAUUUAAAAAAAAGAGAAUCAGGAUCAAAAUUUUCUUUACAAGAACUUAAAACUCUUACAAAUGAUGCUUUGAUAUCUUGCCUUGUAUAUUUGGGAAAAGACCCUCUCGAACAUGAAGAAGCCAAGUACUUGUGGGGAAGAUUAAUAGAGGCAUUUGAAAAUGAUAUAUCAUCUAUUCCAGAAAAAAAUUUAAGGCAGUUGGGAUGGAUUAUAAAAUUGCAGACUUUGGCUGAAAAAGUCAGAGAAGAUUGGAAUGCAAAAGAGCCAACUGAUUACACUUAUUACGAUCUGAAAGCAUUGAAUCAUAUUUUAUGUGGUUUUAAUUCAUCUGAAAUUUCAGAUAUACAUCCAGAUUCUUACAGGGAAGCAUCGAGUACAUUGGCAACAUUACAAGAUUGUCCUAGAGAAUCGUUACAAGCACUUGCUAACCUUGCAGUUUCACCCUUAGCAUUUGAUGAUCCUUCAACUUGGUAUUUAUCUCAAGUGAAUUCAGUUGGUUGCAUUUUAAAUGGUAUGUCAAGAGAAGACAUUGCAAGUAUUCCUCCUGAAGGUUUUGAAUCAUUGACACCAAAUAUAAUUCAGUGCUUAAGUGCAGACACAUUUAAGGCGAUGACAACAUAUCAAUUACAACACUUAACAAUAUUAGCUGCUGCUUCGAUAUCCGAACUUCAAAAAUCUCACUUAAGUCAAAUUCAACAAAAAGCUAUUAAAAAUGCUCACAAAGGUGAAAUUCAAAAAAAUAAUGUCAGUGGUAGAAACGGAAUAACACUUUUCGCAUAUUUCAUAAAUACAUUUAUUCUGUUCAAGUGUAUAUUUCAAAGAUUGAAAACUUAA
This is a messenger RNA of Pediculus humanus corporis (human body louse), 909 nucleotides long. RefSeq lists its product as uncharacterized. The transcript has 6 exons. The coding region runs from base 1 to 909 and encodes 302 amino acids. The record is from RefSeq and is a predicted model, not a curated record. NCBI's taxonomy places the organism in Eukaryota, Metazoa, Arthropoda, Insecta, Psocodea, Pediculidae. Gene Ontology annotation, biological process: cell-matrix adhesion. Gene Ontology annotation, cellular component: cell surface.